GUAAUUCUCACUUUCAAGUAUGAGCGCUCUUCAGUUCGUGUUUGUGGUCGUGGUAGCGGCGUUUGCUGCGUUUCUAGGGUACCAGGUCCGUCUGUCCACUAUCAAACCAGACAUGACCUCAAGAAUUAUCCGUGACAUGUCUCCAGACCAGGAAUUGGUUAAACACUCCAAAGAAUUUCAGAAAAAGGAAAUUAAAAAGGUUAUGGACAAUAUUUACAUGGGGAUUGGGUAUGCCUUAGGCAAAAUGGUGAUUGCCCCUGAUGGACUUAUCAUUGUUGACGUCACUGAAAGUAGCCUAGCUGCCAAAGAGAUUUUAACGGAGUUUCGAAAAAUCACAAAGAAGCCCAUAAAAGCAAUUAUUUACACACAUCAUCACACCGAUCAUAUUGGUGGUGUAGGGGGUUUUAUUGAGGAUCCUUCCAACUUGCCAGACAUUUGGGCACACGAACAGUUACCGCAAGAGAUUAGGAAGUUCCACACUACCGCUUACGGAGCUAAGUUCAAGCGAUCCAUGCGUCAAUUUGGAACAUUUGUCACCAAAGACAAGUUUCAGAAUGCUGGUAUAGGAAUCCAGUUGAAUUAUGGGAAAGACAAAGAUUCCAUGGGGCUUAUCCUCCCAAAUAAACUUUUAAGGGAUAUGGAAAUGGACAUUAAUAUUGCAGGAUUAGACGUUCGUCUUUUGAAAAUACCAGGAGAAACAAGUGAUCAAAUCGGUCUUUGGAUCCCAUCUUUUCAGGCCUUUAUGUGUGCAGAUGACGUAUACAGGGCAUUUCCGAACAUAUACACCAUACGAGGAGCCCCUGCGAGAGAUCCAGUGGACUGGUAUACUUCAGUGCAAAGAAUGCUAGAUUUAGAACCAGAAUAUCUUGUUCCAAGCCAUACACAACCAAUAAUAGGCAAGGAAAAUGUCCGAGGAGUCCUGGAAGUAUACAGAGAUGGCAUUCAAUUUGUCCACGAUCAAGCAGUUAGGUUCAUCAACAAGGGUUUUUCACCUGAUGAUGUUGUCAAGCACGUGGUCAUGCCUGAAAAACUUCGUUUGCAUCCUCACUUAAGAGAAUUUUACGGCACAGUACCUUGGUCAGUAAAAGGGGUGUUUCAACUUUAUCUUGGUUGGUUUAGUGGUGAUCCAGUGGACCUCUUUCCUCUAUCCAAUACUGACAAAGCAAGCCGUGUGGUGGCGCUUGCUGGUGGUGUGUCAGAGACCUUGAACUCGGCAAUCAAAGCGUGGAAUGAUAAUGAUAUCCAAUGGGCCUUGGAGCUUGCCUCGUACAUCCUAGUUGUUGACGAUCGAAAUGUUGAGGCAAGAAAAAUCAAAGUGGAUUGUCUCACUCUUCUUGGAAUUAGAAACAUCAAUGCCAUUGCCAGUAACUACUACUUGACGAGUGCUCUUGAAACAUCAGGAAACGUUCAAAUAAAACUGGAAAACAAACAUCGUCAGGAGAUCAUCACAGCACUAGGACCUCGGGAACUGUUUGAACUUGUAUCUUCUAUGUACAAAUACGAUGAAUGCGGAGGUCGUUCCGAUAUUGUGGUAUUUGUAAUCAAGGAUUUAAACCAACAAUAUACAAUACAGCUUCGUAACUAUGUUGCUAUUGUCAGAAGUGACAUUACACCUAAGAAAUACGACAUAAAAGUGAUUGCGUCCGAGAAAGCCUUGAAGAAAAUGAUGAUAGAAAAAAUUGUAAAUGUACAGUUGAAAGACUUGGGUGAUUUCAGUCUUGAAGGUAAUGAGGAAAAGUUUAGAAGUUUUAUGGCCUGUUUUGAAUCUGAUUGGAAUAAGUGAAUCUUGAAUCUACAUGUGGUUACUGUUGAAAUAUUUUUGUUAGAUGCACAUCACUUAAUUGUUUUUUGUAAAAUGUUCUACAGUCUGUAUAGUUGUAUACUUUUUCAGUUUUCACUUCUGCAUU
Saccostrea echinata is the source of this 1907-nucleotide messenger RNA. RefSeq names its product linear primary-alkylsulfatase-like. Gene Ontology annotation, biological process: dodecyl sulfate metabolic process. Gene Ontology annotation, molecular function: protein dimerization activity; linear primary-alkylsulfatase activity. The record is from RefSeq and is a predicted model, not a curated record. NCBI's taxonomy places the organism in Eukaryota, Metazoa, Mollusca, Bivalvia, Ostreida, Ostreidae.